AUGGCUCCAGCUCCCAGCUUCCAUGGACACCAGUGGACUUACAACCCUGUCCGAGCGUUCUGCCUGCUCCUGCUGCUGGUCGUGUCAAAUGUGCUCCUGUGCCAAGGUGAAUUUUGCUGGCUCUGCGGUCGAUACCUGUUUGGCGUCCGCCUGAAGUCACUUAGAAAAACGUUUAGCCGUGCCUCCAUCCUGUCCCACGACAUGCAUAACCUUUCUACAAUAAUGUUCAAUGAGGUUAUUGAAAGGUAUUCCCAGAGUAAACCGGAGUAUAUGAAUGCCACCAAUGACUGCCACACCAAUCCCCUCCAUGCUCCUGAAGAAAUAGAAAGAGCCCAACUGAUGAACAAUGAAGACCUUACUAAGUGGAUACUCAUGAUACAGUACCUCUGGAAUGCUCCUCUGUUUGAUCUAGCCUAUGACCCGCGGAUUGAGGAAAACCUCACAGUUACUGUCAUAUCAAGUGCCUUAGAGUGUCGUAGAAAAUCAUUCAAACUUCAAUCAAUCUUAGCGAGACAAUUCAGCCAGAUUAUUCUUCCACUCAGACGGAAGUUGGAGGAGGAACGCUUGUACUGGUCAGCAAUUCCAUUCCUGCUGUCCGACGAUGAAGAUGUACGUCAUUCUGCAUUUUAUAACCUGUUCAAGUGCCUGAACAGGGAUUCACGUAAAGUUGACAUGUACACCAAGAUCCUGGCAUGCCGAAUCAGUGACGAGUGCUAA
Messenger RNA from Cervus elaphus (red deer), 717 nucleotides. Its product is annotated as chorionic somatomammotropin hormone 2-like. Gene Ontology annotation, biological process: response to nutrient levels; female pregnancy; positive regulation of cell population proliferation. Bases 1 to 717 code for a protein of 238 amino acids. The record is from RefSeq and is a predicted model, not a curated record. Gene Ontology annotation, cellular component: extracellular region. Gene Ontology annotation, molecular function: prolactin receptor binding; hormone activity. The transcript is spliced from 5 exons. NCBI's taxonomy places the organism in Eukaryota, Metazoa, Chordata, Mammalia, Artiodactyla, Cervidae.